AUGGCUGCUUUUUCUGUGCAAAGUCUCUUUGCAGCCCUCAUUCCCCAAGUUGAAAAGGAGGGUCAUAAAGCUCUGCUUUUAUCUGGAGCCUCACCCCCUCUUUUUCUAACCUUUGUCUCUGCAGAGGUGGGCUCCAGUCGCCGGCUGCGGGAUUGCGGAGUCUGCCGCGGCCUCGGCUCUCGCCCGGCGCCCGGCCUGGGCCCACCGCCGCUCACUCGGUCCGCACAGCCGCCACUCCGGAGCUGGUGGGGAGCCCGGCGAGGGAGGGCCUGGAAGGGGCCUUGGGCGCCAAGCCCCCCGCCGGCGCGGACACCGCCUGCCAGGAGCAGCCGGCCUGCUCGAGGUGACUGCAGCCGCGCAAUUCCGGCACGGCUUCUUCACCAACAUGAGCCGGUAUCUGCCUCCGAGAGCGCGCGCAGCCGGGCAGCGCCUAGUGGAUUACAGCAGACGCCCGGACCGACCGCCGCCUGCAGCUCGGCACCCUUCGGAGCAGGGAGCCGGUAGCAUGUACUGACCUUGGUGACGACGGGUCAGGCCAUGAACUGGGCUUGAGAUCUCUGCGAGGACCAGGAGAAAGAGCGAAACUCGAAAUUAUAAACGUGGCCAAGCACGAGCGCUGAAAACAAAGCGUAUUUUCUCGUCGGAUGUUUCUACAAACAAGUACAUUUUGCCAGAGUUCUGUUUUCUGAACCAGAGAGGCAAGGGAAAUCGAACAAAGACAGUAUUUCACCCUGGGCUGGCAGGCAGCUGUUAGAGGUAUUUACGGCCUUGCCGCAGUGCGGCGGCCAGGCAGCCGGGCAGGGUAUACGGGGGCACCGGAAGCUGGGGAGAAGCCACCAAAAACUCAGAAUUCCAACUUAAAUUCAAUUUAGAGUCACGUUUUCGGAAAUGGCGUGAACAGAUGCCCUCUUUCUAGGGACUGGUCCUUUAGACUUGAUAGUUUUGCAGAAUGAGGGAGAAGUUGUGCCCUCUGAAUGUAGGGUGGUUUUCCCCGCCUUGAAGAACGACUCAAGGAAAGCGGUGCCCUGUAUGUGACAUUUCUGAUCCACAUAACAACCUUCAGAGUGUUCGUUGGCAACGAGGAGAUGCUGCUUGUUCAGCGGAAUAGGGCUUGCAAAUCAGAAAGGACAGUUGAAGCUUUUAAUACAGGUUUUACUGAAAAAGAAAAGUAUGUUUCCUGCUUCUUGAGAUGAGGUUCCCAAGCUCCUCUGCAUCCAGGCAUAGAAGCGGUGCGCGGUGCCUCAUCCGUACUGCGCGGUGCACGCCGGCCGCACAGCUCAGGGCCCCACAGUGCCCGCCACACACGCGCGCCAGGCGUCCAGCGCAUGUGCAGUUAAAUUGCCCGGCCCAAGGAUUCGAUCGGCAAAGCACGGGUUGGGGGGGAGGGGACGAGUGGACUCGAGCAGGAAGAUACACCCGAUCUUUCCAUUCUCCCUCCGUCAAGGCUUGCUACUCAUCUUGCCUUUAUCUCAGCCUUCCCUGUAUAGCUGAACAGUUCUACCUUUAGCUACAUUUCCAAUCAUUAUGACUUAUCACCUCACCCCAAUUUAAAUCUGCAUGCUAGACAUAGGCUGCAAAUACGAGACAGGGGCCAAAGGAAACACUCUUCCUUCCAGUAUAUAUAUAGCAUAUAUUUGCCCCUCGGGGAAGGGUAUAGCUUUUUUUUUCAGCCUCGUGCUACUGCUUUGGGAAAAGGCCUUUCCUCCUGGCGCCUGUUCAAACCGCCAAACUUCGGGCCAAUCCUUCAGCCCGACCAUUCCCGGAUCUUGUUAUGCCAGCACAGCACAUUCGAGGGCUCUGGGGGGCAGCAGCUUGGCGAAGAGUAGUCAAAUAAAUAAAUAAACAAACGGACAAAU
Rhinopithecus roxellana (golden snub-nosed monkey) is the source of this 1856-nucleotide messenger RNA. RefSeq lists its product as uncharacterized. Bases 1 to 504 code for a protein of 167 amino acids. The transcript has 3 exons. Lineage: Eukaryota; Metazoa; Chordata; Mammalia; Primates; Cercopithecidae. The record is from RefSeq and is a predicted model, not a curated record.